Molecule: messenger RNA, 816 nt
Organism: Penicillium crustosum
Lineage: Eukaryota; Fungi; Ascomycota; Eurotiomycetes; Eurotiales; Aspergillaceae
Product: PIG-F family protein
Exons: 4
Coding region: 1-816 (271 amino acids)
Biological process (GO): GPI anchor biosynthetic process
Cellular component (GO): endoplasmic reticulum membrane
Source: RefSeq, a predicted model, not a curated record
AUGGACAAUUUGAGUAACAACCACCUUGGAAGUGAUGCGCAAGUGAUUCUAUUCCUGAGAGCCCGGAUCUACUCAAUUGCGCACCCAGCACUCCUUUUGGCAUUGGGCGCUACUCGUUUUCAAGCAGUGGUUGCUGAUCCCACUAGGGAGCUUCUUUCCACCUUACCAUGGCUCACCCUUGUACAAAUUUUCUACGUGAUUGUUUGUCUUCCGCCCGCCGGGUCGACACCGUCAACAGAGACGAGCGCGUCCGCCCCGGCUGAUGGCAAGUCAAGUCCUCGGUCAUCUGGGCCUGGUGGUGCUGUACGUCAUGGAAAACAUGGAAAGCGGAAGCAGCACGCCAACAGCUGGGCGUGCAUUUGGUCCCGGUUACUGCCGGCUCUGCUUUCGCUCUCUCUGACCUUCGCCCUGGCAACCCCGGUUCUGACAGUUCUUCUCGUUCUAUUCGGCGCCCCGCUCACAACGCACAAUUCCGAGACCGUCUUAUGUGCGGCCCACAUGGCCGUUCUAUCUGCAACGGCUCUGAUCUACGCCCAUGGGCUGGAUCGCGCCGUUUGGAACGAGGUUUGGGGCAUUGCCCGUCCUGCUGAUGCGGUCUGGGGCAGUGCGCUCGGCACAGGCUUGGGGGCGUGGUUCGGCGCUAUUCCUAUUCCUCUUGACUGGGACCGACCUUGGCAAGCAUUCCCAAUCACGAUUCUCGUUGGAGCCUACAUCGGAUAUGCGGUUGGCUCUUUGCUUGCUCGCACUCCAUUGGUUUACGGCAAGCGUGUCAAAUUCACUUCGGAGGUGAGCGAGACCGAAAAGAAGACUAAUUAG